AUGUUGACCAACGUCGUCUCCCAAGCGGGUACACGGGCGAGCUCACUCCAGAGCAGCGCGUGUGCCACCAGAGUCCUUCGCCCGACUGCUGUGUCGUCUCUUUUGAAGGCGCGACACCCUCAACAGACCCGUGCAUAUCGCAUGGAUUUGUGGCCAUCCCACUGUGAUCCCGAGGCUCGAAGGGAUACUCGCCGCUCCCAUCGCAAGCUCAAGUACAAAUAUACCGAGUCUUUCAACCGCACGCUUUCGCGGGAUCAAGAUCAUCCUGCUGCCAAAGAACAUCGAUUUUGGCUGCAUUACAUAGACCACAACUACUGGGCAGUCGCUAAAAGAGAAAACAACAGCAAGGCCGGUGGCUAUGACACAGGGAAGCACCCCAGUGGAGAUACUGCUGCGGGUAAGGAUACAAGCGACCAAAGCUCCUGGCGGUCACAGUUGAACAAUGUGGUCAACGAAUUGUCCAAGCAAGCAUCUCCAGGAGCAAAGAGAACGGUAUCCCCGGCGGCAUCAUCAACGUUACGAGCAAAUGCAACAGCCAACUCCGCGUCGAUCGAGGAGGAGUACGUUAUCGAUCCUAUCACUAACCGUAAAGUUCUGAGGAAGAGCUACGGCUCUGUUGGUGACGAGACUAAGGCCCCUGCUACGACAUGCAAGUCAAACAGAUCGAUAAAUUCGAAUCUUGCCCCUCCUCAGGAUGGGCAAGCCAGGACCCCCAUCCAUUCGAAUGGACCUCCGCCAGCCGCUGAAUUGGUUAAAUAUGACCAAGUUGAAAUUGAUCACAUGUCGGAAGGUGCUCAAAGUUUGGACUACAGCACCACAGCAGACAUGUUCUCCAAAGCCCAAAAUGACACUACCCAAGCCCCCGUGAUCGAAAGUGAAGAAUACGCGUUGAACCACCUUCCACCUGAGGAAACAACCGAGGUGUACGACGAUUUUAGCAAGCACGAACCAUGUCGCCAUGAUGAGUCGGAGCUACCAACUACGAACCCAACCGAGAAAUACAACGAUCUCAACCAGUACAAGCCUGAUAAGUACGACGAGGUAGACUCCACUGAAAUUCCAUCGAAACCAGCCUACGAUGACUUGGAUGAGUAUCGCCCAACUGAAUACAGCGAGGAUCCUGCUAUUGAAGAGCCAGCCCCAAAGUACGAUGACCUGGACCAAUACAAAUACAAGCACCAAGAGGACGUUAAGGUUGAUGAAACUGCUCCAAAGUACGAUGAUCUGGACAAAUACAAGUCAGAUAACUUUGAAAAAUAUGAAGAAGCACCAGAACCCGGACCCAAGUAUGAUGACUUGGAGAAGUACAAUCCGAAAGAGUUUCCAGAUGCUGAAUCCGCAGAAUAUGGAGAGCCAUUUCAACAGUACGGCGACCUGGAAAAGUACAAAGCGUACAGAUAUCAAGAAUUGGGUGGAAAGGGUACACCGGAUCAGGACAUUGUGGGGAAGGGUUUGAAAGAAUAUGAUGCGAAACUAGAGAACAGGGCACAGCUCGAGGAGGCCAUGGAAAAUCGCAUACGAGCUUCUGACGCUGUUGACAAACAGGCUAGUGUGGAUGUUCAGAAGUCUCGCCAGUCGGUACAGGACGAAAAGUCAACCUUGACUGAUAACUUUGUCCUCGAUUUUCCAGAAGAAUUCGCGACAUCGUGGUCGGAAAAUGCUAGCUCAUCCGAAGCAGGCCUUCAGCAGAAACUGGGAACAGAUGCACGGGGCCAUGACGCCUCCCCGCGAGCGUUGUGGACGGCAUACGAACAAGGGAAGCAGACUGGAAAAAACAAGGCUUUCGAGGGUCUGUCAUAUUCAUCGAGUUCAGAAGCGAAAUUCUCGAAGCUCGAAUCUUCAUUGGAUCGAAGCCAUGGAUGUCUAAGUCGCUUGGAAAGGAGAGAGGCUGAAGUUGACCCGUACUCAAAAGCUCCUCAAGGCUUGGAGACGAGCUACUCUGAGGAAUGCGGCACAUUGCCAACUUGGCCAACCUUUGUCAAAAUGUACGGGAGUCUGCAGAACAAGGAUAUGGAAGACUUAGCGGCAGCGUCCGAUACUGCCACUGCAGAUACACCAGCAGGCAAGGAGGAACCAACCAUUUACAAGAUCCUCGCCUACGACCCGACGAUGCAGAACAUUAACAUUGCUGAGACGACUUCUGUGGUACCUGAUCAAGCAUCACCGUUGUCACCAACCGAGGUCCUCCUUCGCUUGUCAAACCCGACCAAAUUCUUUCCCCAUUUCGCUCCUUUGCAAGCUGAAGGGUUCGAGAUCGUCUCCGGCAGCGGCGAUGUUUUGGUGUUCCGCAAGGUUCGAGAUGCAGCAGCGCCAGCAACAGCAAAAGCAAAAGCAUCCCCGGUCAACCCUAUUGACAUGAUGGGAAAACCCACAGCUUUGCCCAACGCCGCUGCCUUCGCCUCGCCUACUGGGUUCGUCAACUACGACAUCCCUCCCGUUGAAGAAGCGCAGACGCCGCCAUUCCGCUCAAUGAUUGAUGUGCAGCGGGAGGAAACAGUCUUUAGUGGGCCCAAGUCAUUUUCGAGCGAGGGACGAAAGAAGAAUAAGAAGAAGAAGAGGGGUCUGGUUAAGAGAGUCUUCAUUGCAGGUGCCUCGGUUGCUGGAAUUUCGUACGCACUUGGUAUUGUCAGCCAAUACUUCGUCACUGGGGGUAUUGACGGCAAGGGGCCUAUGGGCUUCUAA
Messenger RNA from Pseudomassariella vexata, 2682 nucleotides. RefSeq lists its product as uncharacterized. The transcript has a single exon. Lineage: Eukaryota; Fungi; Ascomycota; Sordariomycetes; Amphisphaeriales; Pseudomassariaceae. The record is from RefSeq and is a predicted model, not a curated record. The coding region runs from base 1 to 2682 and encodes 893 amino acids.